Messenger RNA from Balaenoptera musculus (blue whale), 1844 nucleotides. It is a transcript of the gene PAQR4, whose product is annotated as progestin and adipoQ receptor family member 4. The transcript has 3 exons. Gene Ontology annotation, molecular function: signaling receptor activity. The record is from RefSeq and is a predicted model, not a curated record. The coding region runs from base 995 to 1816 and encodes 273 amino acids. NCBI's taxonomy places the organism in Eukaryota, Metazoa, Chordata, Mammalia, Artiodactyla, Balaenopteridae. Gene Ontology annotation, cellular component: membrane.
UCUUCCCUGGCCUCCUGCCCUCUCUCCCUCUCCGUUUCCUGCCCGUCCUGGGCGGGGCCGAAGAUGCGCCUUUGGCUUGAACAGUGAGCGACUUUGGCCCAGCCCAAGCUCGAAGAAGCCUGGCCCGAAGGGCAGGGCCUCACUGGAGGGCUCCGGGCACGUCAGGCACACCCCUAGAGGCCUGGGCAUCUCGGCACGCCUUGCUGCACUCCGGGGAAGUCGGGAGAGUGGAGAUAUCACCGGUGGAGUAGGGGCGCGCCGGCUCUAGACCUGACCCGUCCGAAAAUCCCGGGUCGGCAGCACCUUGGACAGAGCCCGGGUUGUGGGGUGCUGCAGGGUGGAGGGGCUGUGCCCGGGAGGGUGAAUGCCCAAGGGUGAGUCGACCUGGGGGUCGCGCGAACUGCAAGGGAACGCGAGCCACCGGGACCCAGAACGUCGGGUCCCAAUCCAACAGGCACCCCAUGCAAAUGAGACUGGGACCGCAUAUAUUAUGCUAAGACGCUGAGGCCUGGGCGGCUGCCGGGAGGAACCUCCCAGCCGGCCGCGCCCAUUGGCCCUCGCAGCCGCGACGUCAGGAGCCCAGAGCGCGAAACCCUGGCGGGAUGGCGGGGGCGAGCAGCUGGGGCGGAGCCUGGCGUCCCCUCCCGCGUCCGGCCGCGCCCGUCCUCCCGGCAGCCGAGAGACUACUGGCCGCUGCCGCCGCCACAGCAGCCGCCGCCACAGGAGCCGCCGCGAGCUGUCCCUGCACAGCGCCUGCCAGCCGCACUGCGCUCCGGAUUCCUGUGCGUCCCCGGCCUCCGCCCAGGCGUGGGGUCGCGGGGCCCGCGCGUGCGCAGCGCGGGAGGGGGCACGGGCUGGGACCCCCCGGGCCAGCGCGUGCGCGGACCGAGCACUGGGAGGUGGGCGGGCGCAGGGAUGAGGCUCCGGGUGCUGUUGGCCCGCUGAGGAGACCUGGGGGCAAGAGGAGCGCGGACCGACUUCGCCCGGCCGGGCCAUGGCGUUCCUGGCCGGGCCGCGCCUGCUGGACUGGGCCAGCUCGCCGCCGCACCUGCAGUUCAACAAGUUCGUGCUCACCGGCUACCGGCCGGCCAGCAGCGGCUCGGGCUGCCUGCGUAGCCUCUUCUACAUGCACAACGAGCUGGGCAACAUCUACACGCACGGGCUGGCCCUGCUGGGCUUCCUGGUGCUGCUGCCCAUGACCUUGCCCUGGGGUCAGCUGGGCAAGGAUGGCUGGCUGUGGGGCACACACUGUGUAGCCUGCCUGGCACCCCCUGCAGGCUCUGUGCUCUAUCACCUCUUCAUGUGCCACAAAGGGGGCAGCCCUGUGUACACUCGGCUCCUUGCCCUGGAUAUGUGUGGGGUCUGCCUCGUCAACACCCUCGGGGCCCUGCCCAUCAUCCACUGCACCCUGGCCUGCAGGCCCUGGCUGCGCCCAGCUGCCCUGGUGGCCUACACCGUGUUGUCGGGUGUGGCAGGCUGGCGGGCCCUCACUGCCCCCUCCACCAGUACCCGGCUCCGCGCUUUUGGCUGGCAGGCUGGCGCCCGCCUCCUCAUAUUUGGGGCCCGGGGAGUGGGGCUGGGCUCUGGGGCUCCAGGCUCCCUGCGCUGCUACCUGCGCAUGGAUGCACUGGCACUGCUUGGGGGGCUGGUGAACGUGGCCCGCCUGCCGGAGCGCUGGGGACCGGGCCGCUUCGACUACUGGGGUAACUCACACCAGAUCAUGCACCUGCUCAGCGUGGGCUCCAUCCUCCAGCUGCACGCUGGCGUCGUGCCUGACCUGCUCUGGGCUGCCCGGCACAUCUGUCCCCCGGACUGAGCCACCUCCCGCCCGCCAUGCCAGCCUG